AUUCGAAACUUCUGAACUGAAUCUGAACAAGACAAUUUGAAAUUCAAUUCUGUCAGUCGAAAACGUCAUUCAUAACUUUUACAUUGGAAAUUAAUUAAGGAAGAAAAUGAAGCAAGUAUACAAAGUUCAGAUUUCCAUUAUGUGCAUCGUAGCAAAUGAGUUUUGUGAAAGAUUUUCAUUUUGUGGUCUUCGUACUAUUCUAUCAAUCUACUUGAGGAAUGAACUUAUGUUGACUGAAAAUGAGUCUACCAUUGUAUAUCAUGUAUUUAUAAUGGGUUGUUAUAUCAUACCCACCAUGGGAGCUAUAUGUGCGGAUAGUUUCAUUGGAAAAUAUAGGACAAUACUGUAUUUUUCCCUCAUUUAUCUUGUGGGGAAUCUGCUGAUGUGUGGAGCGUCCGUUUCAGCGAUGGACUUAUCGAAAGUAUUUUUUACACCCGUUGGAUUAUUACUGAUUGCUCUUGGGACCGGCGGAGUCAAACCAUGUGUUGCAGCAUUUGGUGGUGAUCAGUUCUAUUUACCAGACCAAUGCGAGGAACUGCAACAUUUCUUCUCGCUCUUUUAUUUCAGCAUAAAUUUGGGAGGUUUUAUGGGGAUGAUUAUAACACCAAUAUUGCGAAAAAAUGUAACUUGCUUUGGAGAGGACACUUGUUAUCCCUUGGGUUUUGGCUUUCCAGCUGCUCUGAUGUUGCUUUCGAUCGUCAUCUUCAUCAUCGGAAAGCCAUGGUACAGGUUAAAGAAUCCAAAAGAAAACGUCAUGCUGGACUUUAUGAAAUGCGCCACUUAUGCUUUAGUGAAGCGCAUGGGUGCCAAGAAAAAAAAAUACGAUCACUGGUUGGACUACGCCCAGGAUAAGUACAAUAAGAAACUGAUAGAUGAUAUGAAAAUUGUUUUUUCCGUUCUCUUCCUAUUCCUACCAGUACCUGUUUUCUGGUCAUUGUUUGAUCAACAAGGUUCAAGAUGGACGUUUCAGGCUUCCCACAUGAACGGUAAAGUUUUGGGAAUGGAGAUAGUGCCGGAUCAGAUGCAGGUUAUCAACCCAGCCAUGGUGCUACUCAUGAUUCCCAUAUUCGACACAGUGCUCAAGCCCCUAUUCGCCUCCUGUCCGGUUCUUCAGAACAACCUGAAUCGAAUGGCUAUCGGUGGAGUUGCCGCCAGUUUCGCUUUCUUUUCUGCCGGCAUUCUGGAGACGGUGCUCGAGAAGACCUAUCCCGAACUGCCGGAAAAGAGGCACGCUUCCAUGUUCAUCGUCAACACUCUACCGUGCAAGAUGAAAGUGUUCACACCGUUCGGCAGGAUGAUGGAAAUGGAGUCGGGCGAGUUGAGAUCGUUCAAGAAUUUGCCGGCUCACGAGCAUCAUACGUAUAAGAUAUCCGUUGAGGCCCCGAAAGUUUGCGGCAGUUUAUAUUUUCGGAAACACGUUUUCGAGAUGACAAUAAAUCCGGUCGAGAAUCAGGUUGAAACCGUCAUCAUAGGCGUGGGAGACAGAAAUAGGAUAGAAAUAUUUCAGACAGACCCUAUCGACUUCAAGAAAUCUCUGAAUGGUAGAGCUAGAGUCAGGAUCGCAUAUAUAAAAACGAGUAGGUCUCUUCAUAACGUUACAAUAAGUUUGAUGAAUUCGGAAGGCUUCCAGGACAUUUACUUCGUUCAAGAUUCCCUGAACAAUUAUCUUGCGACUUCAGCUUAUAUGGAGCUACCAGAUGGAGAUUACAACUGCUCCAUUAACAGCAACGAAAUUCCAGAGAUAGCAUUACGGAAGAUUCAUUUGGAUUUCGGUGGUAUAUAUGCCCUUGUGAUUCGUGAAAACAAGCGUAGAAUUGAGUUUUUUCGAGUUUACCCUAUGGCAGCUCCAAACACAGUUUGUAUAUUGUGGCUGAUCCCACAAUAUUUCUUCAUCUCCGUUGCUGAAAUUUUCUUUGCCAUAGCUGGAUUGGAAUUUGCAUUCAUGCAGGCACCAAAGUCCAUGAAAACUGUGACAAUUGCAGGAUGGUAUUUGAGCGUGGCAGUUGGCAAUUUUUUUGUCAUUCUAAUCACACAGGCCAAUUUCUUCAGGAGUCAGGCUCACGAAUUUUUCUUAUUUGCCAUUCUGAUCAUUGCUGAUAUGUUGGUCUUCCUCGAAAUGGCAUCAAGAUACAGAUUCGUCCAAUUGGAGGCAGAUAGCUCAAUUUACCUGUUUCGCGGAGAAAAAUCUCCCCUGAUCAAUGGAGACUCCGUACCUAUGUACAGCAAUGAUGAAGAUGAAGAUGAAGAGGAGGAGGAGGUGAAGAACGUAGUGGAUGAAAAAUAGAGCAUUUCCCCAGUUUGUUUAUUUGUAUUAUAUUAGCAUUCGAUUUUAUUUUAUAUUCUAUGUUGUACCUAUACCCAUAUUAUGAACUACAUAGUGUACUUUAAGGAAUGAAUAAAAAAGUGUUAUGAGCGCUGAAA
Molecule: messenger RNA, 2421 nt
Organism: Coccinella septempunctata (seven-spotted ladybird)
Lineage: Eukaryota; Metazoa; Arthropoda; Insecta; Coleoptera; Coccinellidae
Product: solute carrier family 15 member 1-like
Exons: 15
Coding region: 107-2284 (725 amino acids)
Biological process (GO): oligopeptide transport; transmembrane transport
Cellular component (GO): membrane
Molecular function (GO): dipeptide transmembrane transporter activity
Source: RefSeq, a predicted model, not a curated record